This is a messenger RNA of Geosmithia morbida, 330 nucleotides long. RefSeq lists its product as uncharacterized. The record is from RefSeq and is a predicted model, not a curated record. Gene Ontology annotation, cellular component: mitochondrial outer membrane. Gene Ontology annotation, biological process: mitochondrial outer membrane translocase complex assembly; protein insertion into mitochondrial outer membrane. The transcript is spliced from 2 exons. Bases 1 to 330 code for a protein of 109 amino acids. NCBI's taxonomy places the organism in Eukaryota, Fungi, Ascomycota, Sordariomycetes, Hypocreales, Bionectriaceae.
AUGUCUACCCCGUCGUCAUACGCCGACCUGCGCGACCUGUCGCCCAAUGAGGAUAAGGAUGAUAUCGACUCCCUCCCGUCCCUUUCCACCACCGACAUCUACUCCGAGACGGAGUCAGAAGCCCAGGAGGAGUGGGAGAGGAGUCUGGAGCAGCUGCAGCUCCUUCUCACCAUGAUCGUCGUGCCCUUUGUCGGCAAGUUCUUCGGGCGCAAGUUUGCCUACUGGAGCUGGACGCGGUACAUGGGCUGGGUGCACAAUGUACAGGUCCGCAUCACGAGCCCAAAGACCUUCAACGCGGUCGGUGCUGCCGAGGUUGCUGCCACGCUGUAG